CUGUUUUUCAACGAUUCUGUGUCUCUUCUCUGUCGCCAUGGAUCGUCUCUCCUCAUACUCUCAGAGAGGUCUUUUAGGAUCAGGCUCACGCAAGGGCUUGUUCUUGAAGUCGAAACCUACAUGGCUGGCUCUCUUGUCCUCUUAUUUCAUUCUCUUCUACUUAUACUCAAUCUCCAACUUCUUCAUCCCUCUCCUCCACACAGCCCCGGCUGAUUUAUUCUUGGAAUCGCCACCUUCUAAGACUCUCGACCCUCACCCUUCUCCGACGACCGUUCGUUUCAUCCAAACCUUACACACAAAUUCUUCUCAAUCCUUGAAAUCUUUUGCUUCCGAAGGGGCUGUCGGUGAAGCUUUAAGAAGUCAACGGGCCACCUCAAUUGGUGAGAGGGAAAUGGAGAAGAACAAGGACGUGUACCAUGAGAGAGACGUGUUCGUGGAAAACUACAGAGAAAUGAAAAUGAGUUUAAAGAUAUACGUGUAUCCUCACAGCAAGGACGAUCCUUUCGCCAACGUGCUCUUGCCGGCGGAUGAAGAACCCGGCGGCAACUACGCCAGUGAGAGCUACUUCAAGAAAGCUCUCAUGAAAAGCCAAUUCAUCACAGAGGAUCCAGCCAACGCCGAUCUCUUCUUCAUGCCUUUUUCCAUCGCCAGCUUGAGGCACGACCGCCGAGUCGGCGUCGGAGGAAUCCAAGACUUCGUCAGAGACUACAUUCAGGAAAUCAGUCAUAAGUAUCCCUACUGGAACCGCUCGGGCGGCUCCGAUCACUUUUACGUCGCUUGUCAUUCUGUGGGAAGAUCCGCCAUGGGAAAAGCUCCUCAAGUGAAGUUCAACGCGAUACAGGUUGUGUGCUCUUCUAGUUAUUUCUUAACUGGCUAUGUUUCUCAUAAGGACGCCUGUCUCCCGCAAAUUUGGCCUCGAAAAGGAAAUCCGCCCACCCUUGCGUCCUCGAACAGGAAAAAGCUAGCCUUCUUCGCCGGAGGAAUGAAUUCCCGUGAACGUAAAGAGCUGGUGAGAAGAUGGGGAAACGACUCAGAAAUAUUUGCGCAUGCUGGGCGACUCAGAACACCUUAUGCUGAUGAAUUAUUAGGAAGCAAAUUCUGCCUGCAUGCUAAAGGCUAUGAAGUGAACACGGCUCGUAUUGGAGAUUCGUUAUAUUAUGGUUGUGUUCCUGUGGUUGUUGCUGACUACUAUGACCUCCCAUUUGCAGACGUGCUCAACUGGAACAGCUUCUCUGUCGUUGUGAACGCCAUUGACAUACCCCGGCUAAAGAAGGUGCUCAAAGAUAUCAAUCCUGAGGGUACCUCAAGCUACACAGCAAUGUGUUGAAGGUGAGGAAACACUUCAAAUGGCAUUCAUCUCCAGUCGAUUUUGAUGCUUUCUACAUGGUUAUGUACGAAUUAUGGCUUCGACGAAGUUCCAUCAGAUUUUCAUUGCUGUAAACAAUAUGAAUUUUAUUGGUUUGCUCCGUACAUUGUCUUUGUAGAGAGAAAACAGGGGAAUCCGUCGAUGUAGCUAAUAAUAAAAAACGAGGCUUCUUUCCUUUCUGAGAACA
Prosopis cineraria is the source of this 1553-nucleotide messenger RNA. Its product is annotated as probable glycosyltransferase At5g03795. Lineage: Eukaryota; Viridiplantae; Streptophyta; Magnoliopsida; Fabales; Fabaceae. Gene Ontology annotation, molecular function: glycosyltransferase activity. The transcript has 3 exons. The coding region runs from base 38 to 1327 and encodes 429 amino acids. The record is from RefSeq and is a predicted model, not a curated record.